GAGGGCGAGAGAGAGAGAAAGAGAGAGACGGUGUCUUUGUAACGAGACGCACUGGAACGGCACGGCACGCGAUGGAGGAAAUCUCGACAUGGAGCGCGUGUCAGCCUCUUCUGUAAAAGCAGAUCUGUGUGCACUGAAAUGAAAAGUGGAAGUGGAGGUGUUCCAUACCUGGCUGAUGUGUGUUUGGAUUUGAUAAGCAUCAGAGUCAAAGGCACAGUUUGUGAUGUCUGUUUGACGGGGUCAGUGCAGCGGGACUGACCAGACACCACAGUGUGCGUUUGUAUUGUGCAAAGGGCACUGUAUUGCCCAGACCAUGUGGCUGGCUACAUUUAGAGACCAUCUGUUGCCUGCACACCUGCCACAUCAGCAAGGGACUGUAACCAUCACCCACUGCGCUCUUCUUUGGUGGAUAUUAUGCUCCUGCUGGUCGUUCACCAAGGCGACAAGCCAGAAAUUCUACCCAACGGUCACCACCCAGUUCGGCAAGCUGCGAGGCCUCCGGGUGCCUGUGCCCAGCGAGGUGCUCAGGCCCGUCGAUCAGUACCUGGGCGUCCCGUAUGCUGCUCCACCCGUGGGUGAGAAGCGCUUCAUGCCGCCAGAGCAGCCCUCCUCUUGGUCAGGUAUCAAGAACGCUACCCACUUCAUGCCUGUGUGCCCUCAGAACAUCCACAACACCGUGCCAGAGAUCAUGAUGCCCAUAUGGUUCACCUAUAACCUGGACACAGUAGCCACAUACAUUCAAGAUCAAAGUGAGGACUGUUUGUACCUAAACAUCUACGCUCCGACAGAGGAUGGUGAGUUGGCGUGGUAA
This is a messenger RNA of Paralichthys olivaceus (Japanese flounder), 811 nucleotides long. NCBI's taxonomy places the organism in Eukaryota, Metazoa, Chordata, Actinopteri, Pleuronectiformes, Paralichthyidae. The record is from RefSeq and is a predicted model, not a curated record.